UCAGACAAUAUGGAUUCUAUCACUAGCGAUAUGGCAACAAUCAUGCUUCAUGCUGAUCAUCCUUCAACUCAUGAUGUAGCAGUUCCUCUACAUGUUUCAACCACCUUUGUUCAAGGCAAAGCCUUUAAUGAUAAGUUUGCCAUUUCAAAAAACUGGCUGCCAGCUUCAACUGAUCAACCAGACCUAUCCGCUCAUGUGUAUUCUCGAGAAACGACUGAAGUACGUAGCCGUCUAGAGUCCAUUCUUGGUCAUCUAGAACAAGGAAGUAUGGCAUAUGCAGUUACAUAUGGAUCUGGACUUUCGGCCAUUUUUGCAGUGUUUCAGCUGAUUCAGCCUAAGCGUAUCCUGACCAGUACAGGAGGUUAUAAUGGCACGCAUGGCAUUAUUGAAAUGUACAUGCGAGGCCGUUCUGUGGAACUCUUUUACAUUGAGAAUGAUAAGGAUGGUUCAUUGCUGAAAUCGCUUGAAGCCGGCGAUUUGGUCUGGCUAGAAUCUCCUCAAAAUCCGUGUGGAGAAGUUGCCGAUCUUCACUACUAUACGACCAAUCGCAAACCUGGCGUGAUUGUAGGAAUUGACUCUACAUUUGCACCUCCACCACUUCAAUGCCCUUUAAAGCAUAAUGUCGAUAUUGUGAUGCACAGUUCUACAAAGUUUCUGGGUGGUCACUCAGAUUUGCUUGGUGGAGUUUUGAUUACAAAGGAUAUUCACGUUAGGGAUCAGCUUUUUAAAGACAGAAUGCAUCUUGGAAGCAACAUGGGAAGUAUGGAGGCAUGGCUGCUUCUCCGUAGUAUGAGAUCUUACAAACUACGAAUCCUGCAACAGUCGAGCAGUGCAACCACUUUGGUUAAAUGGCUUAAUUCGCGCAUUUCCGGCGAGUCGAAUGAUGAGACCUUGGAUAUCAUCGAAAAAGUAUGGCAUGCCUCCAUCCCCGCCAAUCCUGGCCAUGAAGCUGCAUUACGUCAAGGAAGUGGAUUCUCUGGCGUUUUUAGUGUCGAGUUUAAAUCUUUACACCACGCAAGACUCAUUUGCUCAAAUCUCAAGUUAUUCAUCAAUGCCACAUCACUGGGAGGUUGUGAAUCGCUUGUUGAAUGGCGUGUUGCUUCUGAUGCCAGUGUCGAGCCAACUGUCUGUCGAUUUAGUAUUGGUCUUGAAGAUGUGGAAGAUCUUCAAAAAGACUUGAGUGCUGGCAUGCUCCAAGUUAAAAAGCUUGUGGAGGAUAUGGACGAGAAAAAGUCCAGUGAAGGUGGAAACUGAUCUCUUAUUGUGUUUGUGUUGACAGAAUUACCAUUAAAUUGCUUUAGCUGGUAUGCAUUUAAAGUCAGUAAAAUGUACAACAGUCAAUGUUUAUUUAAUCCCAUUCGUCAUCCGCAACACCUUCAAUCAAAUCUUGUGGUAACGGGCCUUGUUUUGAUUUUUCCAUGGCUAUAUCAAACAUGGCUUUUAUACUCUGAUGUAAAUGAAGUUCAAAAAUGGUC
Molecule: messenger RNA, 1475 nt
Organism: Batrachochytrium dendrobatidis JAM81
Lineage: Eukaryota; Fungi; Chytridiomycota; Chytridiomycetes; Rhizophydiales
Exons: 9
Coding region: 10-1254 (414 amino acids)
Biological process (GO): transsulfuration
Cellular component (GO): cytoplasm
Molecular function (GO): carbon-sulfur lyase activity; pyridoxal phosphate binding
Source: RefSeq, a predicted model, not a curated record